AGCAGGAUCAAACUGUCGUACACCACACUAUUUAACAGAGGUGAAACAAAGCGCUCAUGUAUUCUUAACUGGUUUGUUUAGAGUCGAUGGAAAGAUCAACAUGACAUUUUUAUGCCUAAAUGUGAAAUAACAGCCAGUGAAGACCGGAAGAUGGACUUUAGCAGAACCGUCCUGGUGACAGGAGGCUCAGGAUUCAUAGGCUCUCAUCUGGUGAGCUCACUGGUCACCAGUCACCCAGAUUGGAGGAUUAUUAACUUGGAUAAUCUGGAGUACUGCUGCAGCUCCAGGAGCCUGGAGAGUGUUGAGAACCAAGCGAACUACACCUUUAUUAAGGGAGAUGUUCGUGACUCCCAGCUGGUGAACCACCUCUUCAGCAUAGGAAGCAUUGAUGUGAUCUUCCACCUGGCAGCUCAAACCCACGUUGAGGCCUCGUUCAGAUCCGCGUCCAGUUUCCAGCGGGUCAACGUUGAUGGAACCAGAGUUCUACUGGACGCCGCUCACCGGGCUGGACACCAACCUCAGCGCUUCAUCUACGUCAGCACCGAUGAGGUGUACGGAGGCAGUCUGGGCGAGGUGUUUGAUGAGAGCAGUCCUCGGAGACCCACCAAUCCGUAUGCUGUCUCAAAGGUAGCUGCAGAGUACCUGGUCCAAUCGUACUGGGACAAGUAUCAGUUUCCAAUCAUCAUUACCAGGAGCAACAAUAUCUACGGGCCCAGGCAGUACACAGAGAAGGUUAUUCCCCGGUUUCUCACCUUGCUGCUGAAGAACCAGAAAUGCACCAUCCAAGGAGUCCUCCCCCAAUCCCGCCACUUCCUGUUUGUCAGUGACGCCGUCAACGCCUUCCUGCUGGUUCUAGAGAGAGGGAUUGUGGGGGAGAUCUACAACGUGGGAACGAGCUUCGAGAUUCCCAUCGUGCAGCUGGCGCGUGAGCUCGUGAAGAUGGUGAGUUUAGAGUCGGUUGUUAUUAAAGCGAGUCAGCUGGUUUCCGUUCAUGAAGCAGUUUCUGGACCUGUUCUAGGUGAAGAACAUAGCGGACUCCAAAGUGAACGACUGGUUGGAGUUCGUGCCGGAGAGGUGAGACAGGAAAUAGCCACGCCUCCAGGAAAUAGUCUGAACUUGUCUGUUUCCUGUAGGCCGCGGGUCGACCUUCGGUACCCAAUCAGGUGCGAGAAGCUGCAGCAGCUGGGCUGGAGAGAGCAGGUGCCCUGGGCUGAAGGGAUCAAACAAACAGCCCAAUGGUACCAGGACAACCCAGACUUCUGGUCAGACGUGAGCGACGACCAGAACAUCAGAAGCACGUUUGAGAAAACUUCCAACAAAAUCCCUGGGCCAACUUAGCCCUGAGGCUCGUCUGACAGGAAGUAACCGAUGUGUUUGUGUAGCACAGAUUUGCUGCUCAAACACUGAAGUCCUGAACAAACACCGGGCUCAGGACAGAACCUUUUCAUUUUAACUGUUGGACCAACUGAAGUGCCAAACGGAAAGCAGGGCCCCCUGCUGACUGUCUCCUAAUGUAUGUUUAACUAUAUUUUAGGUAUGAAGGGUCUUAUUACGCUCAGGUUGAACCUAUCAAUGAUGCUUUGAUCUAGAUGAAUUAUUUUCAUUCCACAGCUUGUUGGAAGCCCGGGGGGGAUGAAGCCUUACUCAGGCAGUAUUUAAAACAGGGGUGUCAAACUCACACGGGGCCGAAAUGAAACUCUGGGACUGAGUCGAGGGCCAAACUUAAUAUUUUUUGAAAAAGUGACGUCAAAUUUGCACAUUUUCUUUAUCAACAUAUAUGCAAUUUUGAACCUUUAAAUUUGGAAACAAACAUAUUUCUGCGUUAACACUGAAUGUGGAAUAACCCAAUUACACACGAACAAGUCAGUUUUAAAUAAAAGGCAUCAGUGGUAUUCAUUACUUGUGGUAAAAUCAGCAUUUUUAAAAUCUAUUCAGGAUUUAUGUUUUCUUGUUUAUUCAUUUCUUAUUUAUUCUCAUUUUUUCCUCCUGUAAUAAGUGUCAUCGCUGCUGUGACAUCUAGCUUUCCCCACUGAGGAACAAUAAAAGGAUUUUGUAUUCUA
This is a messenger RNA of Nothobranchius furzeri (turquoise killifish), 2060 nucleotides long. RefSeq names its product dTDP-D-glucose 4,6-dehydratase. The record is from RefSeq and is a predicted model, not a curated record. Gene Ontology annotation, molecular function: dTDP-glucose 4,6-dehydratase activity. Gene Ontology annotation, biological process: nucleotide-sugar metabolic process. Lineage: Eukaryota; Metazoa; Chordata; Actinopteri; Cyprinodontiformes; Nothobranchiidae.